Messenger RNA from Danaus chrysippus (African queen), 363 nucleotides. NCBI's taxonomy places the organism in Eukaryota, Metazoa, Arthropoda, Insecta, Lepidoptera, Nymphalidae. The record is from the annotation of a GenBank genome assembly.
AUGAUUUUUUUACAGCUAUUCAGCAACACAGCCCUCGUUAGGCCACUGGCAGCUCUGCCACAGGCCCAGAUUGUCCCCGCCCCAGUCUCCCAGUUGUCUGCUGUGCGUUCCUUCCAGACCACAGCCGUCACUAAGGACAUUGACUCUGCCGCCAAGUUCAUUGGUGCCGGAGCUGCCACAGUCGGAGUGGCGGGAUCUGGUGCUGGUAUUGGAACAGUUUUUGGUUCCCUCAUCAUCGGCUAUGCUAGGAACCCAUCCCUUAAGCAACAGUUGUUCUCAUACGCCAUCCUGGGUUUCGCCUUGUCCGAAGCCAUGGGACUGUUUUGUCUUAUGAUGGCCUUCCUGCUGCUCUUUGCUUUCUAA